Molecule: messenger RNA, 3989 nt
Organism: Anopheles bellator
Lineage: Eukaryota; Metazoa; Arthropoda; Insecta; Diptera; Culicidae
Exons: 5
Coding region: 264-3806 (1180 amino acids)
Biological process (GO): response to oxidative stress
Molecular function (GO): heme binding; peroxidase activity
Source: RefSeq, a predicted model, not a curated record
GAUGCGGUUCACCUCGGACCACCGCACAUCGGAGUAGGCCAACGGGCCCCCCGAGGGGAGACAGAAAGAAAAUGCUAAGCCAACUCCUCGCGAGCCACCCCGGCGCUAGAGCUGGGCGAGUGAAAGUGAAAGCGUUGGGCGAGCGUUGCCAAAGCAACGGUCCCAGUUGACGUAGCGCGUUAAAAUGUACCAAUGUCGAGUACGUGGCCAUCGGGCGGCAGGCGCCGCCAAAGAUUUCGCUCAAGAAGACGCCCCUGGAGAAGAUGUGCCCAUCGCGGGACUCGCCACGGUGCGUUCCGGCUAGCCUGCGGUACAGGACGCACGACGGGACCUGCAACAACGCCCGCCGACCACGCUGGGGCUCGGCCCAGAUGCCCUUCAAUCGGUUCCUGGCCCCGGAGUAUCAGGACGGUGUCGAAGGCAUACGGCGAUCCGUGACCGGUGCAUCGCUUCCGUCGGCCCGCUUCGUCAGUCUGGUUGUGCACGGUUCCCGCGACGAAGAAGCGCCCGUGACGAUGAUGUUGGCUCUCUGGGGCCAGCUGAUUGACCACGAUCUGACGGCCACGGCACAGCCGCGUAGCAUCAACGGGUCAACACCGCGGUGCUGCAACGGUGGCGAAGAGAGCACCCAUCCGUCCUGUCUGCCGAUCAAGGUGCCGCACGACGAUCCGUGGCUGUCCCACCUGGGCGUACGCUGCCUGGAGUUUCUCCGCUCGGCACCGGCCCAACGUCGUGACUGUUUGCUAUCGUGGCGUGAGCAAACCAAUCAGGCCACCGCUUACCUGGACGCGUCACCGAUCUACUCGAGCAACCCGCGCUCGUCCGACAACGCCCGGAUCUUUCGCCAGGGGAUGCUGCUGUUCGGGCGGGGACCUCCACACGAGGACGUGUGCUUCCGGGCGGCACUCGCCAACCAGUGCAUCCGACCCGGGGACAGCCGCAGCGGUGAACAGCCUGGGCUGCUGAUGAUGCACAUGGUGUGGGUAAAUGAGCACAACCAGAUCGCGACCCGGCUGGCCACGCUCAAUCCGCACUGGAGCGACGAGAAGGUGUACCAGGAGGCACGCCGCAUCGUGGGGGCCCUCUUUCAGCACAUCACGUUCCGGGAGUUUCUCCCGCUGGUGCUGGGCCGGGACGUGUGCCGACUGUUCGAUCUGGAGCUGGAAACGAGUGGCCACUACCGCGGGUACGAUGCGAACGUCAACCCAACGGUAGCGAACGAGUUCGCGGCCGCCGCGUUCCGGUUCGGUCACUCGCUGAUUCAGCACACGUACAUGCGGGCUGAUCGGCACCAUCGGUUCAUCGGCAACAACGUCAGUCUGCACGAGGACACUUCGGAGGGCGAUUUCGGGGGCCCCGGCUCCUUGCACCGGUUGCUGCGCGGUAUGGUUAACCAGCGCGCCCUAAAGCGGGACGAGUUUAUCACGCCCGAGCUGACCAACCAUCUGUUUCAGACCAAAAGCUUUCCAUUCGGGCUGGAUCUGGCGGCGAUCAACAUCCAGAGGGGACGCGAUCACGGGUUACCGGCGUACGUGAGCUGGCGGGGCCCGUGCGGACUCUCGUCGAUUCGGGACUGGGACGACCUGGAUCGGAUCAUGGGGCCCGCUUCAACCACGCGGCUGCGCAAAGCGUACCGAACCGUGGAUGACAUCGAUCUGUUCGUUGGCGGGCUAGCGGAACGUCCGGUGGUCGGCGGUAUCGUUGGCCCCACUUUUGCGUGCAUCAUCGCGCAGCAGUUCAGCAACCUGCGCAAGGGCGAUCGGUUCUGGUACGAGAAUGCCGGCUUCGAAUCGUCGUUCACGCCAGCCCAGCUCGAGUCGGUCCGCCAGGUGGCUUUUUCGCAGGUGCUUUGCCGGGCCCUGGGCGGUGGCGGUUCGCUGCAACCUUUCGUGUUCCUUCCGCCCGACUUCGGGCAGAACGAGCGGCUGCCGUGUGACGCGAGGCUGAUGGCCCCGAUCGACUUGGACCCGUGGACGGAACGCGACCCCUUCACAAACACCGACACCGACAGUGAGGACGAGGACGAGGACGACGACAACGACGGGGGGGCACCAGCGGAAAACUCUCCCUCAGCGACUGACCUACUCACGGCGCAAUCGACAUUUUCUGCCGCCAGCACCACCACGACAACUACACGCCGACCUCCGGCCAACGUCGUCAACAAGGUAGACCUCGUGACGAAUGGUAACACAGGACUACAACAGCAGCCCCGACCUACCACGAUUACCAAGGGACAACCGGCGACACUGGCCGUGGCACCGACCGUGCUCGUGAGCAACAAACUCGACCUAAGCCACCAACCGACCAACCGACCCGCCGCUGGUGCCACGGCCGUGGACAACAAGCUAGACCUGAAGGGGACGACGAAACCGACGACGCCGGCGGCCACGAAACGGAAACCGACUCGAAAACCGACCACAACCAAGAAACGACCCAGCGCCUCAUUGGUGGUGAACAACAAUCUUGACUUUUCGGCCACACGUAGCGCCAACGCCACUCUGACCGACACGCGAACGCCGAACAGACGCACGAAACGGGCCGCUAACCCGGACGCCCGACACGGAUAUUACCAAACGCCACCACCGACCGGUUACGGUGACUACGACGACGAGGACUAUGACUCGGACUAUGGGCCACCGUACCUUGCGUACGGUUACCAUCGACCAACGACACCCACUACGACCGCUCAGACUCCGCCUCCGUACGGCUACUACUACACGGCCCCACCGACACCUCCUCCACAGCCUCCUUACCCUUACCUUGACACACGUCGACCGAACCACGGGACGAGGACGACUCCACGACGCAGACUAUCCGACAAACUGACACUCACUCACGACCCGCUCACGAAUCAACCUCAACCGGGACCACAGAGACGCAGGACUACCUCGCGACCGGACGACGACGCCCAGACGCCUAAUAAACCUUUCAAAAAACCUUCCGCCACUGCGCACUCCUCUGUCUUCUCUGUCGACUUUAGAGCCCUCGCUACUAACCGCCGCCGAACGCUUCACGCUAACCACUACCAGUCUUCCGCCGUCAAUGGCACCACUGUCACUACUCUUCUUUCCGAUCUUCCCACGAAACUGUCCGAAUCUUUCUCUGUCGACGACUACGACGAUCAAGACAUUCGACUCACGCCGACCGACAAUAAACUGACUAGCAGCAAGCAAGACUUUGGCGGACCGGUGCCCGACGACCAUGACGGUUACCUAAGACCAGAGCAGACACACUUUGAACCGCUCGUGCGCCAAACGGCCACCGCACAAACCUACCGAGACUACUGGACCACGCGGCAGACUGAUCGCAGACAUUACCGUGACUACUACACCGAUCAUCCGAACGGACUACAUCACGGGGACGUACCGCAGACAGUCCGCUAUGCCUCGGCGUACGACAAACCGUUACUACUCGAUGACUACUCGGACAAAUUCGUGGGACUCCUGCGGGACGAAGAAGCCAGUACGGGACUGUUAGCGACCGGGACUACUGGACCGACAAACCGACACGACACGUCGAAGGAACGGUCCAUACGAACGGAGGAUACAAAGGACACGGACCGGAAACCGAUCACCCGACCAAAGGACAAACGACCGACAAACCACAGACUCAAGGUACCGGGCGGCAAACCAAGCUCCAUCUCGCUGGUACCGUUCGUCCUGCUGACCAACAUUGAUCGACCGGACAACUGGGUGAUGUACCACUCGAAGCCCUCCAAAAACCGGAAGUCACCGUCGGUACCGCUGCUGAAGAGUGACAUCUUUUCCCUGAACGAACUGCCCACACCCAUCGUUGGCCCCGACUAAGGACCGACGCCGCCACCGCCGCGAUGGGCGGACCCCAACUUUCACGACAUGACAGAUUCACCCUCUCUACGUGCGCGCCAGACGUGGGGAAGGCCGCACAUUAUUCCGCACAUCAUAUGUUAUUUAUUUAUUGCAUUACAUGAAGAAAAAGAAAUGCUUAACCAUGAUUAAACACAGAUACAC